GGACCGAUAACUUUUGUAAUGUAAAUGGAGUUUUCCUAUUUAAAUACACCAAAGAGACUCUCACCACAGAGUACUCUCUCAAGCAAAACACAUUACCACCUCUCUCUCCCUCUCCACCAUGGAUACCGCAACCACCACAUGCUCCUCCGUUGAUCUCGCUGCUCUCCUCUCCUCUUCUUCUAACUCAACUUCUUCCCUCGCUGCAGCAACCUUUCUAUGCUCUCAAUUCUCCAACAUCUCCAACAAACUCUCCGACACAACCUAUGCCGUCGACAGCACGUAUCUCCUCUUCUCCGCCUACCUUGUCUUUGCUAUGCAGCUCGGGUUCGCUAUGCUUUGUGCUGGCUCAGUCCGAGCCAAGAACACUAUGAACAUCAUGCUUACUAAUGUCCUUGACGCUGCGGCUGGAGCCAUCUCUUACUACCUCUUCGGAUUCGCAUUUGCCUUUGGUACACCUUCCAACGGCUUUAUUGGCCGCCAUCAUAGCUUCUUUGCCUUAAGCUCUUACCCUGAACGUUCCGGUUCCGACUUCAGCUUUUUUCUUUACCAAUGGGCUUUUGCCAUAGCCGCAGCCGGAAUCACUAGUGGCUCUAUUGCUGAGCGAACACAAUUUGUUGCUUACCUUAUCUACUCUACUUUCUUGACCGGUUUUGUUUACCCGACAGUCUCGCACUGGUUCUGGUCGAGUGAUGGUUGGGCUAGCGCGUCCCGAUCUGACAACAAUCUCUUGUUUGGGUCAGGUGCUAUUGAUUUUGCAGGUUCAGGAGUUGUUCACAUGGUAGGUGGAAUUGCCGGUCUAUGGGGAGCAUUAGUUGAAGGACCACGAAUAGGUCGAUUUGACCGGUCAGGACGGUCUGUAGCUUUACGUGGUCACAGUGCAUCUCUUGUCGUUCUUGGUACUUUCUUGUUAUGGUUUGGAUGGUACGGGUUUAACCCUGGUUCCUUUUUAACCAUACUAAAAGGCUACGACAAAUCCCGGCCAUAUUAUGGUCAAUGGAGCGCUGUAGGUCGCACCGCUGUCACUACAACCCUUUCCGGCUGUACGGCUGCGUUGACCACUUUAUUCAGUAAACGUCUCUUAGCAGGCCAUUGGAAUGUCAUUGACGUAUGCAACGGACUUUUAGGCGGAUUCGCAGCUAUAACCUCGGGAUGCGCGGUGGUAGAGCCGUGGGCUGCUAUAGUAUGUGGCUUUGUGGCAUCAUGGGUUUUGAUAGGAUUUAACUUGCUAGCCAAGAAACUUAAAUACGAUGACCCACUUGAGGCCGCUCAGCUCCAUGGAGGAUGUGGAGCAUGGGGAUUGAUUUUCACCGGGCUUUUCGCUACCAAAAGAUACGUCAACGAGGUGUACACCGGUGAUAGGCCAUAUGGACUGUUGAUGGGCGGUGGAGGAAAACUACUUGCGGCACAGAUCGUUCAGAUCAUUGUGAUCGUUGGGUGGGUGACCGUAACGAUGGGACCUUUGUUUUAUGGGUUACAUAAGAUGAAUCUUUUGAGGAUAUCAGCUGAGGAUGAAAUGGCAGGGAUGGACAUGACACGUCAUGGAGGAUUUGCGUACGCAUACAAUGACGAAGACGACGUGUCGACUAAACCUUGGGGCCAUAUGGCUGGACGAGUGGAACCUACUAGCCGGAGCUCGACGCCUACACCGACCUUGACUGUUUGAUAGGAGAAUUAUAUUGAGUGGUCCCAAACGAGUGAGUUUUUUUUUAAUAUGUGGUGAAGACAAACGAGUUCGGGUACCAAACGUGUUGGACGAAUCUUUGUGUAUUUUGUCUCUUUUCUUUACUUUUUUUUUUUUUUUUUUUUUUUUCUGUGGCUUGCUUUGGUGUGGAACGUUUAACAAUAACAUGAUUAGUCUCUCUUUAAAUUAAUAUGAAGUUAACGUUUCUUAAUCAAAAUUAAACCUUGGAAUAAAAUCCGUUUUUUAACUGCC
Molecule: messenger RNA, 1933 nt
Organism: Capsella rubella
Lineage: Eukaryota; Viridiplantae; Streptophyta; Magnoliopsida; Brassicales; Brassicaceae
Product: ammonium transporter 1 member 2
Exons: 1
Coding region: 119-1663 (514 amino acids)
Biological process (GO): ammonium homeostasis; ammonium transmembrane transport
Cellular component (GO): membrane
Molecular function (GO): ammonium channel activity
Source: RefSeq, a predicted model, not a curated record